AUAUUUCGUUGACGCAGUUACAAUUUGUGUUUAUAAAAGAAUGUAGGAAGUUCUAAAGUGGCACUGUAACAGAAAAUUUUAGAUUUGUACUUUUCUAUAUAAUAACAAUCUAUUGUGAAUAAUAUGUUUCGUGUAAGAAAUAGUUGUAGCUACUACGUGAAAUUGGAUCUGUCGAUUCUGAUUAUAUGUUGCUGGACGUUAAUUCCAAAUAUAGGUGCUUACACAAUCGAUGAAAGAAGCUUUCAAUACUUAAAUAGUAUUUCCUCAGAGGAUUGGGAGCGUGACUUAGUCUUUGGAAUCGAAUCUGUAAACAGACAGAAAAGGCUUGAAGGAACUCUGGUGAAGUCCGGAAUAAUUGUCGAAAAAGGUGGUAUCUCACAUACUUAUCUUUUGGAUGCUUUGCCAAACGAAGAAGCAAAAUUGGACAAUGACGUUGCUAGUAAACUUUUGGCUGCUAGUCUUUAUAUCUUCAAUAGUAAAUGUCUACCCCAUGGAAUAAAUGGCAAAGAUUGCGAAACAUUUUUAUCAAAUAAGUCACUUCCAAAAGGAAGUGAAUUGUUACAAAAAUGUUUAAGAAUCAUUGAAAAACGACGCAAUGGCCACAACACAUUUCGAAGAUUAUUGGAUCGCCAUUAUCAGGAUGGCAUCUAUCAGAUGUUGCCUCUUGUUUCACCUCUCAUGGUGAGUAAAUCCUUGCACAACUUGAGUGUGAAAAAAAAUCUCGAGGACAAGCAAAGAAACUUAGCUGUUAUACAGUGGACUCAAUUCGUUGAGCAUGAUCUCAGUAAACCUGUAGUUACAACAAUGAAUGGAAGUCACAUUGAAUGCUGCGAUAAUAACAGUUUUGAGCUCAUACCCAGAUAUCGACAUCCAUUUUGUGCUCCUUUGAUAAUAAGAAACGAUGAAUCGCAGUACGCAAAAGUUAACUGUUUCAAUUAUGUACGUAGUGCUGUUGCUGUCAGCACAAAAUGCACAUUCGGCGCGGUGGAACAAUUAAACCAAGCAACAUGGCUUUUGGAUUUAUCUCAACUAUACGGUUUCACAGAUGAGGCGCAAAAACGCAUGCGCACAUGGACUAAUGGUCAAAUUAAAUUCGCAGCCAAGACUUCAAAUAUCUAUAAUGAUGAACUAGCUGUGGUACCUGGCGACUGGAGUAAUUAUUGUGCGUUCAAAAACCCGUCCAGGCAAAUUAGUCAAUGUUUCAUGGCUGGCGAUUCUCGAGCAAACAAUAGCCCACUCACGAUAUCUAUUUAUACACUAUUUAUUAGAAAUCAUAACCAGAUUGCCCAAAAACUAACUAUUAAAUAUCCGUUAUGGCAGGAUGAAGAUCUUUUCAGAACAGCAAAAGCAAUUAACAUACAAAUCUAUAGGAAUAUUGUUUUUGACGAGUGGCUGCCCACUGUGUUGGGCGAAGAUGUUGCUCUUAAAAUUAAAGAAUUUUCGUUCAACAAGGAAUCUGUGGACAUUGAUAGAAUUUCAAAUGAAUUUGGGAUCGCAGCCAUGCGGUUUUACAUGUCCAUGAUGCCGAAUUUUCUGCAGAAUUUUACUGAAGUAAAACGUGUGGAGUACACUACAUCGGGUUCGCUUCCGCAAGAAAGUGGAGUUAUCCGCAACGAAAAUUUAGUUUCAUUUUUUAAUCAAACAUAUAAGCCUGAUUUGGAAUAUACUCCUGAACAAAUUGAUACCAUACUGGAAUCGAUUUUGAACCAACAUGCCAUGAAAUUAGAUACAGUAUAUGAGGACAGUCUUAUUUGGAAUAACUUUGGCGUGAAUAGACCCACACAUGGUGAUCUGCUGGCUUACGAUAUUCAACGAGGGCGAGAUCAUGGUUUAAGACGCUAUAUUGACUAUUUGAAGCUUUCAAUUGGACAAAACAUCGGUACCUGGAAAGAUCUCGAGAGUUUUAUAGAAAUUGACGACCUAAAUGUUUUAAAAACUACUUAUAGUAAUGUUGAAAACAUUGACCUUCUAGUUGGUGGUAUGGCAGAAAAAAAAUCACUCGGAGCUGCAGUUGGACCAACGUUUAAAUAUAUUUUGGCCGAACAGUUCUCGAAGAUAUAUCAGAGGCAGCUUCAUGCUUUAGACCCAAUAUUAACGGAUUUGGUACAAUUUAAAAAAGCAAACGCGGUUGAAUUGCUUUGCGCAAAUUCUAAAUUGAAUAAUGUGCAGAGAAAUAUAUUUAGUUUACCUUCGGACAAAAAUCCAAUGUUGCCAUGUAAUGAACAUGUGGAGCUAUUACGUCCAUAAGAUAUUGUAGACUUUUAUAGAUUGUUGAACAAUUGUAAAAAACAAUUAAAUAAAUGUGUAAAAAUUUGGCAGUGAUGUUGCUGUUUAAAUGAAA
Messenger RNA from Bactrocera neohumeralis, 2341 nucleotides. Its product is annotated as peroxidase. Bases 124 to 2247 code for a protein of 707 amino acids. The transcript has 11 exons. The record is from RefSeq and is a predicted model, not a curated record. Lineage: Eukaryota; Metazoa; Arthropoda; Insecta; Diptera; Tephritidae. Gene Ontology annotation, molecular function: heme binding; peroxidase activity. Gene Ontology annotation, biological process: response to oxidative stress.